GACCCUCAGCGCCCCGGCAGAGAGGGAGGACGCGCUGAAGAGAGGCCAAUUCUUCCUCAGUAGCGGCCUGGGGGGGUUGGUGUAGAAGUUGAGAUCACCUGAGCUGCAUUCAUCAUCGCCGGUCGAGCUGCCCAGCUGCAGUGAGGGUAAAAUUAAUGGCAGGAGUGAACGGAGAUCGGAAAGGAAAGAAAGAUGACAAUGGGCUUGGCACGGCGAUCGAUUUUGUGCUCUCCAAUGCAAAGCUGGUACUGGGAGUUGGGGGGGCAGCCAUGCUCGGGAUCGCCACACUGGCAGUCAAAAGAAUGUACGACAGAGCUCUCAGCGCUCCAUCGAGCCCUACUAAAGCCGACCCAUCAGGGAGGAGAAGCUGGGAGGAACCGAGCUGGAUGGGAUCGUCGCCUCGAACGCUGAGCCGUGACAUGAAGCAGAACGUCAGCCGCUCUUUACAGACGCUCCCUACCUCCUCCAGCUCAUUUAAACCAGAUUCAUUGCGUCGUGCGACUGGUCGUGGUAAAGGUGGAUCUGGAAAGGCUGAUCUCCAGAAAGCGCGAAUGCGUCUCUCGCUCCAGGAACACCUGUGGGCCUUCUUCCACGAGCGAGUGGCGAUCCCCGCAGAGGAGCAAGCUGUCGCCCGUCGUGCUGCGCUGGAUAUCUGCGCCGAGCUCCGGGUCUUCAUCCAUGCCAAACUACCAGACAUGCCUUUACGAGAGAUGUUCCUGAGCGGUAGUCUUUAUGACGACCUUCAGGUGGUGACUGCAGACCACGCCCAACUGAUGGUACCCAUGAUUCUCGAGAAGAAUCUCUGGUCAUCCGUUCCCGGUGAAGACACCAUCAUGAAUAUCCCUGGCUUCUGGCUGGUCCGUCGGGAAAACCUCGAAUACUUCCCCCGUGGAAGCAGCUACUGGGACCGUUGCAUGGUGGGAGGAUACCUUUCCCCAAAGAGCGUAUUAGAAGUCUUCGAGAAGCUCGUCGCCGGCUCCAUCAACUGGCCCGCGAUCGGUAGUGUAUUAGAUUACGUGAUUCGACCCGUGGUCCCAUCGGAAACGCUUACGUUGGAAGUGCAGUACGAAACGGACCGUCGCCUUUACGUGGACUUCCUCCCGUUGCUUGUCAUGGAGGACGGAGCUUCGCUGAUCGCCAAACCGCACCGAUUGGCCGCCGAUCGCCACGAGAACCUGUGGAGACAGAGUUUUCGAGCGGCGGAGACCGCAAAGUUACGCACGCUCGAUCAGGAAGACGGCGGGUGUCGUUGCGCUUGUCUCAAAGUGGUUAAAGCCGUGUGUAAACUGAAUCCGGCACUGGCGCGAUUAAACGCAAGUCAGCUCACUAAUGCAAUCCUCCUCCUAAGUGAACAGGAAGGGAAUUGGUCUCAGGAAGCGCUGGCUGACUGUUUUUUGCACCUGCUUCGUGCACUAGUGGGACACCUAGAGGCUGGGAGGCUACCCUGCACCCUUAAUCCCAAAGUCAAUCUGUUGUGUGAACUAACGGAAGAGGAAAUCGAUGAACUUGGGUACACGCUGUACUGUGCGUUGUCUGACCCAGAGAGUCUUCUGAGAACUGUUUAACACACAUGCAUGCAUCCACUAUUCGGCCUCAACGCUUAGACACCGAAGACCUAAAUAUUUAGACGGACUUGAUCCACACACAAAUGGCAGUGUUUUCAUAUGUACCCUGUACUAGUAGGUCAAUAACUUGUUUUUCACAUACAUGCUUUUGUGUGUCCUGGAGGGCCGGUGUCUUGCAGUUUAGCUUCAACCCUAAUAAAAAAAACACUACAGCAGCCAUUUGAAGUCUUCCUAGGCAUACUAGAAACUUUCAGGUAGGUGUGUUAAGGCAGGUUCAACUCUGCAGGACACCGGCACUCCUCCCAUAACCACUUUCUUUCAGGUAAUACAAUUUAAUCUGUUGGUCAUAUUAUAUAUGGGCAAACGGAUAUCAUUUAUUAUUUGACUCUUGAUUUAGAGCCACAGAACCAAAGUAUUGAUAGAUCAGUGCAUGUAGUGAAGAAUCAGAUUUUAGAUUUCAGGACUUGUCAUCACAUUUGUGUUUCCUGUGUUCGUGUUACCUAUAAUGCCAGAUCUUCUGGAUGAAGUGGCACAUGAAAUCGUUGUGUGGCUCAGUAUUUCUUCUGAUUUGUUCCUAGAUUAAUUUAAAAUGUUUUCUUCUAAGACAGCUGCUUUUGGGUGUCUUCAGAGUAACAUGCAACUGAGGGGACAAUUUGAGAUUAUUAGGAGCGCAUGGUUGAGGAAUAAUAAAAAUCAGACCACUAAAGCUUGAA
Messenger RNA from Misgurnus anguillicaudatus (oriental weatherfish), 2278 nucleotides. It is a transcript of the gene mief1, whose product is annotated as mitochondrial elongation factor 1. NCBI's taxonomy places the organism in Eukaryota, Metazoa, Chordata, Actinopteri, Cypriniformes, Cobitidae. Gene Ontology annotation, biological process: mitochondrion organization; positive regulation of mitochondrial fission. The record is from RefSeq and is a predicted model, not a curated record. Gene Ontology annotation, cellular component: mitochondrial outer membrane.